GAGGUCUGACAUAAUGUUAUCUCCAAUCUAGGCUGCAGACAGGUAUGCGAGGUGCCUUUGGGAAGCCCCAGGGCACAGUAGCCAGGGUCCACAUUGGCCAAGUCAUCAUGUCCAUCCGUACCAAGCUGCAGAACAAGGAGCAUGUGAUUGAGGCCCUACGCAGGGCCAAGUUCAAGUUCCCUGGCCGCCAGAAGAUCCACAUCUCCAAGAAGUGGGGCUUUACUAAGUUUAAUGCGGACGAAUUUGAAGAUAUGGUGGCCGAAAAGCGGCUCAUCCCAGAUGGCUGUGGGGUCAAAUACAUCCCUAAUCGUGGCCCCUUGGACAAAUGGAGGGCUCUCCACUCAUGAGAACCUUGCACCACCCGAACCCUAUUCAUGCCCACCAAUAAAUCCUGCUUCCUGUCAAAAAAAAAAAAAAAAAAAAA
Canis lupus familiaris (dog) is the source of this 424-nucleotide messenger RNA. Its product is annotated as 60S ribosomal protein L10-like. Gene Ontology annotation, cellular component: cytosolic large ribosomal subunit; ribosome. Gene Ontology annotation, molecular function: structural constituent of ribosome. The coding region runs from base 45 to 347 and encodes 100 amino acids. The record is from RefSeq and is a predicted model, not a curated record. Lineage: Eukaryota; Metazoa; Chordata; Mammalia; Carnivora; Canidae. Gene Ontology annotation, biological process: translation; ribosomal large subunit assembly. The transcript has a single exon.